Messenger RNA from Mesorhabditis spiculigera, 306 nucleotides. Lineage: Eukaryota; Metazoa; Nematoda; Chromadorea; Rhabditida; Rhabditidae. The record is from the annotation of a GenBank genome assembly.
AUGGCAACAAUCGACAUCGCCGAAACCGUAGCCUACCAAGAAUUGAUUCUUGCGCUCCGCCUUCUUAUGACGAAACUUUUCCGGGUCAAAAUCAAUGCAUUACAGGCUCGAAGCAAAAAGCCAUCCGAACUGACCACCUUGACAUUAAAACCUGGGCCCCAUUCCCGGGACAUCAACAAAUUGUUGAGAGUUCGGGUCGACGGGCUUGAUAGCUUCGAAACCGACAGCUACUUAUUGAUCAAGACCUGGGCUGAAUACGCAAAAUCCGUACCUGAAAGAGUUUGCGUGAAAAUGACCGUAUUCCCG